UGAAAUAUUUCAUGAUGUACCUAGUAAACUUAUUUAAUUUUCUAAUUCUAUUUAUCAUUGUAAUAUGCUUAUAAAUUGGUACCUGUACCAGUUAAGGUGUAACAGGUUAUGCGUUGAAAAUGGUUUAUUGAUUCAAGUUGUAAAGUGAAAUUAUUGUAGCUUCAGAAAGCUAAUGCAUCUGAUCAGGAAAGCUAUUUUAUCAACAAUUUUUAGCCACCUGUCUAAUUUAAGAAGUUUGUUUAUAUGUUGGGAGUUAUAGGUGUUUUGGUACCAUGCAAACCUGCCCUUGCUUAGUUUAAAGAACUAAAUUGAAAAAUCAACUUUAUUAUUAUAGUGUUCUAUGAUUCUCAUAAUACUCUUCUGCAUAUUUAUUUGUACCUAAUGAAAGAUUCAAAAAGUGAUUCUUUUAAUGGAUUUUGGACUUUGCCUGCUGUCAAAUUUACAAACAAAGAUUUCAUUCAUUAUGCGCACAAUGAGUCCACAACAAUGUCUAUCGUACCUUGUAGUUCAAGGGAUUCUGCUGCACUACCUGAACAAUUACUGCCAUCAUCCUUGCAAAAUAUUGAAGUAUCUACAAGAAACUAUGGUGGAAGACCUGAUGCUCAAUGUCUAGAGCUUCUUCAGAGUGUUGGAAAAAGCUCAAAAUGCAAUGAAGAGGAAGAAAUCACCAAACAAACCUUGUCAAAGCUUGAUAGGUUUCUGAUGACCAAAUGGAAGGCUGCAUCUGAAGUUGGAGCCUUGAAUUACAGCGUUGCAAAUGUGCUCACUAAGAUCUUGCCAGGAAAAUAUUGCAUAGUUGCUCAGCUGAACCCUGCACGUGCAAUGCAGCGAAGGAAGCCUCAGUCAUUCACAAAACUCCAUGAACCGUUCAACCCAGAUUUGUUUAAUUUCACAAAAAUUAAAAGUUCUGAAUUGUUAUUCAACAUCCAUUUAGUUCUGGAGAAUAAUGAAGAUCUGAGUGGAUCAAUCAUUGUGAAUGCAGCACCAAUUUGUAGCACACAUAGUCUGCUCCUGCCAUCUGUGCAGUCAUGUCUGCCACAACUCAUUGACAGGGAUGGUCUUAUGCUGGCAGUCUCCACUGUUCUCUUGUCCAGCUCUCCUUCAUUCCGUGUGGGCUUCAACUCUUUGUGUGCCUAUGCCUCUGUCAACCACCACCACUACCACUGCUACUUCCUUCCCCAGCACCUCUAUGUGGAGUCGGCUGCCUGCCGUCCUGUGCGUGGUCGCUGCCAUGUUUUUAUCGACCACUACGCCCCUGGUUUUGUGUUUCAAGUUGACCCAAACUGCCUGAUUGAGAGUGUUGGUGCGGCAAUGAAGCUCCUGUCGUGGAUGAUUUCUGCAGACAUCCCACACAACGUCUUCAUCACGCGCGGCCAGUCGCUGGACGACUCACGAGGCCCUGAUGUUGAGGAUGCCAAAGACGACUCAGAGCUGGAGGCUUGUGCGGCUGCCACCGGCAGCGCUGAAAAGACAUACCAGGUCAUCAGAAUAUGCAUCUGGGCUCGAGAAGCCAGCACCGGAGCCAAAGACGUGUCGGUGUUCGCUCCAGCUCUCUGCGAACUUGCCGGCCAUGUUCCUAUCUACAAUGCCGACUAUUGGGAUCGAAUUAAUGAGGAAUACAUCACCAAGGAAAUACAUUCGUUGUGUAAAGACGCAUUUGAUUUUGUCUUGGCGAAUAUCGAAAGUAUAUUGUAAAGAAGCA
Hyalella azteca is the source of this 1702-nucleotide messenger RNA. RefSeq names its product GDP-D-glucose phosphorylase 1. The record is from RefSeq and is a predicted model, not a curated record. NCBI's taxonomy places the organism in Eukaryota, Metazoa, Arthropoda, Malacostraca, Amphipoda, Hyalellidae. Bases 382 to 1695 code for a protein of 437 amino acids. Gene Ontology annotation, biological process: glucose metabolic process. Gene Ontology annotation, cellular component: cytoplasm. The transcript is spliced from 9 exons. Gene Ontology annotation, molecular function: GDP-D-glucose phosphorylase activity.